ACGCAGGAAAAAUCUAAGGAUAUCUCCCAAAGCUUCUUCCUCCUUGUCUUUUAAAUAGAAUAUAACAUCAAACCAGACAUUAUAACUAAAAAGCUUGAAGCAGUUCGGCGAGAGGAAUUUGAAAUACGAACUGCAGUAAUUUGACUGGAUACAGUGGAAACCAAACCACACACACGAAGAAAGGGUGUGAUGGCAAAGAAGCCCCCAAAACCAGCCCCUCGCAGGAUUUUCCAAGAAAGAUUAAAGAUGACUGCUCUACCUUUGUACUUUGAAGGCUUUUUAUUAGUCAAGCGAUCAGAAUACCACGAAUAUAAACAUUAUUGGACAGAGUUGAGAGGAGCUACACUUUUCUUUUAUACUGACAAAAAAAGUAUAAUACAUGUGGACAAAUUAGAUGUACUAGACCUUAUACGCCUUACUGAACAGAAUUCAGCUGAAAAGAAUUGUGCAAACUUCACCCUUAUUUUGCCAAAAGAGGAAGUGCAUCUGAAGACAGAGAACACAGAAAGUGGGGAAGAAUGGAGAGGCUUCAUUCUUACAGUGAAAGAGUUGUCUGUGCCCCAAAGUGUUUCACUUCUACCUGGGCAAGUGAUUAGACUGCAUGAAGUCCUGGAGAAAGAAAAGAAAAGAAGGUCUGAGAGACAGCAGCUACCAGUCACAUCUGUGGAAAAAGAGAAGGCCCCAAGUGAAGAACAGGUGAUUGCACUGAACCCUAUGCCAGCAUGUUUUUAUACAGUUUCCCGGAAGGAAGCAACUGAAAUGUUGGAGAAGAACCCUUCCCUAGGAAAUAUGAUUCUGAGGCCUGGUAGUGACAGUAGAAACUACUCCAUCACUAUCCGACAGGAGACAGACAUGCCAAGAGUCAAGCACUACAAAGUAGUAAGCACAGGAGAAAACUACACUAUUGAAUUGGAGAAACCUGUCACACUCCCAAGCCUUUUCAAUGUCAUUGAUUAUUUUGUGAAGGAGACUCGGGGAAAUUUACGGCCAUUUAUCUAUUCCACUGAUGAUAACUUUGGCCAAGAACUCAACACUGAAGGGACAAGUAAGAAGUUGAAGAAAAAUCCAUUAUGUCACAUGAAAUAGAGUGUGGAAAACUGCCUGAAU
This is a messenger RNA of Fukomys damarensis (Damara mole-rat), 1107 nucleotides long. RefSeq names its product signal transducing adaptor family member 1 (gene Stap1). NCBI's taxonomy places the organism in Eukaryota, Metazoa, Chordata, Mammalia, Rodentia, Bathyergidae. Gene Ontology annotation, biological process: positive regulation of B cell receptor signaling pathway; cell surface receptor protein tyrosine kinase signaling pathway. The transcript has 10 exons. Bases 190 to 1086 code for a protein of 298 amino acids. Gene Ontology annotation, molecular function: signaling adaptor activity; protein kinase binding. The record is from RefSeq and is a predicted model, not a curated record.